AAGCGUUGCCAUGGAGACCAAAAUAAACGUUACCCGACGUUAGUAAACGGACCGGACUGCUGAGUGACAUUUACGGGACUGCACGUCUUACAAUCUGCCGGAAAACGCAAGAAAAAUACGUUUACAUUAUAUCUCUUUCGCCUGCGUGUUACUUCGAUAUAUUUUUUGGCGAUGUCCUCUGCUAAAAUACAGGAAAUGACGGAAGAUAAAGUGGUGCAGUCGACUCAAAAGGCAGGUGGAGACGCCGACACUACUUCUUCGGUCAAAGAUGGGAGAAACAAGGAGAAUAUCAAAACUCUGCAAAGCCCACCUCAAGAGAAACAGGAAAAACACUCAAGUCCAAGAAUGACCAAAGGAUUCCUGAAAGACCACUGCAAGCAGAACAAACUUUACUUAACACCUUGCCUGAAUGACACACUGUACCUGCAUUUCAAAGGUUUUUCCACCAUCGAGAACUUGGAGGAGUACACAGGACUAAAGUGUCUCUGGCUUGAGAGCAACGGGCUUCAACGCAUUGAGAACCUGGAUGCUCAGACUGAUCUGCGUUGCUUGUUCCUUCAGCAGAACCUCAUCCACAAGCUGGAGAACCUGGAACCUCUGAAAAAGCUCUGCUCCCUUAAUGUCUCCAACAACUACAUAAACAUCAUCGAGAGCAUCUCCUGCCUUCCUGACCUGAGCACACUGCAGAUUGCCCACAACAAGCUGAAGACUGUGAGGGACGUAGAGCACCUGAGUCAGUGUCUGGCAAUCAGCGUGCUGGACAUGUCUCACAAUCUGUUAGAUGAACCCGAGAUCCUGUCUGUGCUUGAGGCCAUGCCAGAGCUGCGGGUGCUAAACCUAAUGGGAAAUGAGGUGGUGAAGAAAAUCCCAUACUACAGGAAGACCAUGAUUGUGCGCCUCAAGCAGCUCACCUUCCUCGAUGACCGCCCUGUGUUCCCCAAAGACAGGGCAUGUGCAGAGGCUUGGGCAGUGGGAGGGCUGGAAGGGGAGCGUAAGGAGAGGGAGCAAUGGGAGACCCGAGAGAGGAGGAAAAUUCAGAGCAGCUUGGACAACAUGGCGGAGAUCAGAAAGAAAGCCCUGGAGAGACGACGCCUUCGAGAGCUUCAGGAGAAAGGGGUGACUGAGACUCCAUGUGAGGAAAACAACACCCAAAUCUCAACUUCAUCACAAGGAGAGAAGAUCCAAGCCUUUGUCGAGGGCAGCCUGGAUGCCCAUGAAGAGCAACUGACACAGGCUGAACAUCAGCCAAACGGUGAACGUCUAGAAGCAGAACGGUCAGGUCAACAGAGAGAGCAGGUAGUUAAAGUUGACCAGGACAAAUCAGAGAUAAAGCAGCUGGUGAUGGAAGAGAAAGAAGGGGUCGAUUCAGAGAACUCACCCCAAGAGAAAGAAAGCAUUGUCGGAAAAGAAGAUGAAGAACAACAAAACCAGAGACGUGGACUCCAGCUCAUGAGAGAUGAAGCCGAGAGAGAGCACAAGUCGGGAAAGAAACAGCCUUAUCGAGUCGGGGAAGCUCCUCCUGAAGCAGACGGGGUUGUGCCACCAGCACACGGUCCUGGACCACUGGUUACAGAGCUGGAGGAUGAAGAGCAGCUGGAAACCAUUGACCUUCCCCCACUUCGCUCGCUGCGUAUCGAUGACCUGCCCGAUCUAGAGGACGUGGACACAGACGACUUGGCGGCGAUGUUCCCUUCCCAGCAAAUGUUCACACCAAAAAUAGAGGUCAUAUCAGGAGGUGACGAUGAGGAUCAACCUACUGGGGAUCAGAGUGAGGGCAUGCCGAACUUUAGUCCAGAUGGGGAUUCGCUGUUCUUACUGAGUGACUGCGACAAAUCAGCUGAGGUCUCCAGCAAGUCUUCAUCAUUGGUGUAUUCAGAGGAUUUGGGCACCCUUGAGCGAUCCAUUUUUGGACCAGUGGGGAAGUCCCAAACAAUCCAAACCUCCUCUCCACCACGCUGCCUGAUUGAGGAGCUGGAAUGAUGCAUUCAAGGUUUAGAGCAUUUUGUGUCGGAUUAAAGUCACAAACUACAUAUUUUUACAGGACUCGACUUCAAAUCAAAUACGUCUCCAUACUGACAAGUUAUAGACCAUCUAUUUGAGACCGUUAACUGCCCGAUAAGGGCAAAGAUUUAAUAAAAAAAGAGAAUAUUUAGAAGAGUAAUUCAUUGUCAAGCAUAUUUGUGUUAAAGAAUUUCAAAGCCAUUUUGUCUAUAUGGUAAAUUGUAAUACUGUGUGGAAACAGACUGAAUAAAUCUUACUCCAUCUGUA
Molecule: messenger RNA, 2268 nt
Organism: Acanthopagrus latus (yellowfin seabream)
Lineage: Eukaryota; Metazoa; Chordata; Actinopteri; Spariformes; Sparidae
Gene: dnaaf1
Product: dynein axonemal assembly factor 1
Exons: 2
Coding region: 172-1980 (602 amino acids)
Molecular function (GO): protein binding
Source: RefSeq, a predicted model, not a curated record